AUGGGAGAAAGAGAAAUAGAAAUCGAGAAAUCGACUUAUAUAGUAAAUGGGGAAGAAUCGAUGAUGCACGCAACAUGUUUGAUAAAAUGCCUCAUCCACCAUGAGGAUCGUUAUGAUUUAGGUUUCAAUUUAGCUUCCGAGACACCUCACAUGAUAAGUGCAGCUGUUAAAGAACGCAGCCCUCCCAUUGAAGAAGUUAUUCAAUCCGGUGUUGUUCCUCGCUUUGUUGAGUUUCUUGUAAGGGAGGAUUUCCCACAACUUCAGUUUGAGGCUUCUUGGGCUUUCACUAAUAUUGCUUCGGGGACAUCUGAACACACAAAAGUGGUGAUUGAUCAUGGUGUUGUUCCAAUAUUUGUGAAGCUUCUUGCAUCUCCAAGUGAUGAUGUUAGAGAACAGGCUGUAUGGGCUUUAGGAAAUGUUGCUGGUGAUUCCCCUAAAUGUCGUGACCUUGUACUUGCACAAGGUGCUUUGAUUCCUCUACUAUCCCAAUUAAACGAGCAUGCUAAGUUAUCCAUGUUGCGAAAUGCCACAUGGACACUUUCAAAUUUUUGCAGAGGCAAACCACAGCCUUCUUUUAGUCAGGUUUGUUUCUGAAAAGACUAAA
This is a messenger RNA of Lactuca sativa (garden lettuce), 604 nucleotides long. NCBI's taxonomy places the organism in Eukaryota, Viridiplantae, Streptophyta, Magnoliopsida, Asterales, Asteraceae. The record is from RefSeq and is a predicted model, not a curated record.